UUGAUUCUUACACGUGACAACGGGGGGGCGGAAGUGUCAUUGACAGUCUUGAUUGUUUUGUUCUCAUUCCUAAACCUCAUCGGAUAAACAUAAUCAUAACGGCGUGAAUAACAUGACCACCAUAUCACAAUUUGUGAAUGAUCAGCCGGUACUGCAUCGGCGGGAGUUUGAGGAGCUAGAUAGUCGAAGAAGGUGUCAAUCUCAUCAUCCACCCAACACACCAAGGCAAACAUUCCAGGAUGACCCUAGAGUCAGACCACCUGGACCUAGAUGGCAAGGCCCUCCCGGUGACCCUGGGACUUGGUGGUCACGCCCCUCUGGCGACCCUGGAACCAGGCCCCGCCCCACCGCUGACCCCAGAGCCAGGCUACGCCCCUCCGGUGACCCAAGGGCCAGACAACGGCCAGCCGGUGACCCCAUGGCCAGGUGGCCCCUCAUUGACGAUCCCACAACAAGACCUCAGGUGGAUGACUGCGAGCGGAUGGGGACCCUUUUCGGGCAGCUAAACAAGUGCCUGCGCAGCGCGGGCUUCACCCAGAUGUACUUUGGGGAGAAGGUUGUGGAUCCUGUGAUCAUCAUCUUUUUCUGGGUCCUACUGUGGUUCCUGGGCAUCCAAGCUCUUGGGCUGGUGGGGACUCUGUGCAUUGUCAUCAUCUUCAUCCAGAAGUAACUCGAUCUCCAGCCUGUUUGAUUGGCAGUUGGGAGCUCCGGUGUCUACAAAUAAAAGGACUUGAACUCCAAAUGAAAGGACUUGAACUCCCUCGCUGUCUGUUCUGUUUGCAUUAAAAGGGCAAUCAGCUGCAAUAACUGCAAUCAGCAGUUACUUCUUACUUUUUUGGACUUGUAUAUUAAUGAUAUGUACCCAUUGAUUCUUGAAGAAUAUUAUGCCUCAUGAGCUUAGUUUAACUGUGGUACCCCAUCAGAACUCAAAGUAUAAGCUUGUUUUACCCUAAUGUUUGUAAACAAACACUGUAUAGCAUAGAAAAACCUGGUUAAAACUAUAAUUUGAAUAUCAUGGAUGGUCAGUCCUUGCAUCCCUAGCUCUGUCUUUGAAUUUGAGAAUGGUUAAAUUUCUCCAGCCCCAUAUCGCCACUUUAUGCUGAAACAGAGGUGGGGAGCAUGCUUUAUUUUUCAGCUGCUGAUUGACACUUUAAAGCUUCCUAGACUCAGUGAGCGUUUGUCAAUACUCAUCUUCUUAGUGGCCAACUACACUUUAUCUGGAGUGAACAUUUAGAGUGCUGGCAGGUGAAAUGGAGGCCUUGCUCUUAACUACAGAUCUCCUGGUUUCAAGCUUUUAAAACUCAAAAUCAGACCACUUUGCUCACUAGCUGCGCCCCAAUACUCAAAAGCAAUGUCUCAUUAUCUCCUUACAUGUGUGAGUAUUGAUUUGAAAGAACUGGAUCAGUGAAGUAAUAUGUCUAAUAGCUUAACUAGUUUUGUAUCGCAUAGUUUAACUGGUAAAUGUCAUUUUCAAGUGUUAUGAAGUUUUUGAUCAUGAGGGAAAGCAAUCAAGGAAAGGAAGUCUUUCAGAACUAUUUGGAUGCAGCCAUUGCUUCAAGUAUACUGAGCAGUUGAAUAUGCAAUCUGUAAGCCUCCCGUGUGGCGCAGCGCCAGCUGUGCCAUCAGAGACUCUGGAUUCGCGCCCAGGCUCUGUCGUAACCGGCCGCGACCGGGAGGUCCGUGGGGCGACGCACAAUUGGCAUAGCGUCGUCCGGGUUAGGGAGGACUCCUGUGGCGGGCCGGGCGCAGUGCGCGCUUACCAAGGAUGCCAGGUGCACAGUGUCCUCCGCGUACGGGAGUUGUAGCGAUGAGACAAGAUAGUAGCUACUAAAAACAAUUGGAUACCACGAAAUUGGGGAGAAAAAGGGGUAAAAAAAUUUAAAUAAAUAUGCAAUCUGUAAGAUGAUAUCUAUAGUGUACAUGGAAUUAUAUUAGAACCUGUAGCCUAAAUCAAGGAGCGUUCCAUGAGAUUUGCACAUCCAAGUAGCACUGUAUUUCUAUGAUACAAUUUGUAGUGGUCAAGGAAUGACAUUCCAUGAGAGCAACAUUACUUUGCUUCACAUUUUACAUUAUAUGCCAUUAUGUUAAACAAUAGAAUGAAGUAAAAUAUCCUUCAUUUUGGGGUUAUCUAGAGGUCUGUUUCUGCUGCAUUAGUUUUAAUUACCAAUGACCAUCAGGCCAUAUGACAGAUUGCUUUUUUAAGGCAAGUUGGGAGCAACAUUCUAACACCUGCAUGCCUACAAGGAUCUGGAAUGCAUAUCACUGACAGGUUUAUUAGGUUCUAUAGUAACGUGAGUUGUCCCCCUACUUUGAAAAUGCAUUCAAACAUAUACCUUUGAUAUGCAUGUACUUCAAAGUAAUGUGUGGUUGCUGUGAAGGAGAAAAGUGUGCUCAUGACUAGCAUGGAUGUUUAACUUUUGCACAUUUGUAAAUGGGAAUGGUAGAGAGAGUUAUAUUAUAUCAAGCCUAUCCUUUUGAAUGAAAAUGGUACAUAAAUUGUCAGGAAACCUACUAUUUUUAAAGUUGCAUGCAAUAUGUUAAAGUUGCAUGCAAUAUGUAACUUGAAAGCAAGUCUAAGAAGCGGUAGAUCUGUUCUGUGCUCUAUUUCUAUGCUUCCUGUUACUUUCGGUUUUGUUCACCAGCUGAAAAUACAAUAUUUUUUAGAGGGACAAAUUAUUUUCUACACUAUACAUUGCUUGUUUUGUCACAAACUGAAAUUGGGCGAACUAUUAGAAUUUUUGUAAUCAGGAAAUGAUGACGUGAUUUAUGCAUGUUGCACCUUCAGUGGAGGUGUCAAAAUACCCAUAAAACCUAGCGGUCAAACAGGGAAAUGUUCCAAUCGUGUUUCUUCCAUUCAUUUUUCCCAUAGGGGAUUUUAUGAAACACUUCAAAUAAGGGCUGUGUUUCGUGUAGGUUUACCCUGACGUGCCAUUUUGAUAACCAUGUAAAUCUCGCUCGGACAAGGUGACUUUUAUCAAUAUAUAUAUUCGGCUCUGUUUCCUCUCAUAUUUAAAAAAAAUGCUAAUUAGCAUCAAAGGAGACAUCAUGCAAAACUACAAAUCCCUUCAAGCUCCUGAAUCUUCUCUAGCUGACAACUUUGCUAACAGGUAUUGUCAAUUUAAAACUUGCAAUAGACAGUUCAAAGAAUUGUCCAUUUAAAGAAAUGUAGCCAAUUUAUUCAUUACUACAUUUAGCUAACAUUAGAUAGUUAAUCCAGAGAUUCUUACCUUUGUCUUGAUUUGGAAUUCUCGUCCAGAUAAUCAUGGCAUUUGUAGUUCUUUAUGAAAGCCACAUUAUUAGCUAAUUAGCGUUUCAUUUUGGGGGUAAAUGCAGGCUAAUAGAUUGAUAAAAGUCACCUUGUCCUAGAGAGAUUUACACAGUUAUCAAAACGUCACACCAUGGUAAGUCUACACAAAACAUUAUUUGAAGUGUUUCUAAAAUCCCCUAUGGGAAAAAUAAAUGGUUGAAAAACAAUUGAAACCAUUUCCCUGUUUGACCGCUAGGUUUUAUGGGUAUUAUGACUCGUACUGUGGUACUCUAUUGAGAGUGGUAUGUCAUUCUGAAAAUUACUCAAAAUGUAAUCGGAAGGUAGUGCUGUAAGGCGAACAAGCACUUAUCCUUGUGGUUCUUUGUUGUCAAUUAAUGUAGGAAAGGCUAUAUCAAAUUGCAAUGUUGAGAUUGACUAGGCCUAAAUAUAUCACUGCUUUUGUGAGAGAUACUGCUACUAUCAUACUGUUUGAAGCUUAUGAUGAUGAUGACUUUACGUCAUGGGUGUCCAAAUAUUCAAUAUUACAGACAUCAGAAUGUAUGAUAGACCACCUACUUAUACUACUGUAAGCCAGAGGACUGCAAAGCAUGCCCAGUGUUCACUGCUUGAGAAUAGUUGUUUAACUUGUGGAGUACUACAUAGACAUCACAUACACUCCUAGGAAAAUAUUCAGCAGCACUAUUGGUAGAGUGCAAGAGCCAGGGAUGUAGCCUAGUAAACACUGAUAAAUUAACAUUGUCCAUAAGUGCUGAUCUAAAGUAGUUUUUGCUACAUAAGGUUUAAGGUUAGGUUUGGAUUAAUCGACUUCAGAAUAAAACUGUCAUUUUAUAAGCUUGUGUGGCCAACUAAAAUACCCGUAGUCUUUGUGGAAUGCUUUUUGGUGUUUGGCAUGUUCCAAGUUGAUAUGCAAGAUUUUUAAAAGGUGGAAUGUCUAUUAAUAUCUACAAAGUAGGCUUUUAAGAGUGAUCGAGCACAAAGCAAAACAGAUGUGGAUCUGCAGAGUGAAUUGAGAGGGAAUUUGUUGGAUUGAAUUGAUAUAUCAUAUUCACUGUAAGUAUGUCUGUGAUCAGUUUGGUUAACAGAUCCCGCAUUCCUUUAACAAUGAGAAUAUACAGUAAUUUGUGUGUUAUAAGAAUGUUGAAAUUUGGGUAAAUUACUUGAUGAUUUAAAAGCUGGACGAUGUGUGAGAAAUUUGUAACAAAUGUUAAUAUGGUUUUCCCCGUUUUGGCAUUAAUUGUACACUAAUUGAAUGUAAAUGCUUUGCUACUGUAUGAGUAUAAGAUGUUGUAUGUCAAGUUAAGAGUCAAGCCAAGCGGCCGGUAGCCUAGCGGUUAAGAACGUUGGACCAGUAACUGAAAGAUUGCUGGUUCAAAUCCCUGAGCCGACUAGGUGAAAAAUCUGUCUGUGCCCUUGAGCAAGGCACUUAACCCUAAUUGUUCCUGUAAGUUGCUCUGGAUAAGAGUGUCUACUAAAUCAGGGGUACUUUUUCACUCAGGCCCCCCUUCCAGCAUUGGCAAAAAACCUAGCAAAAUAUCAUUAGCUGACAUGGGUCAGUUGAUCUAGACAUUUCUGACAAGUUGUAAAUAGCUCUCUAAAGUAUGUCAUGACUGACAUGACAAGAGGAAAACGGAUGAUGCACUACCCAAUUUUGAUUUUGCACCUUGUGCAUUCUACUAUUACACUUUUCAAGGGUAAAUUGAAAGCCAGACUGAGUUCCCCCUGCCGACCUCUCGCCCCACCGUUUGGGACCCACUGUGCUACAUGACUAAGAAUGUAAAAUGUAAGUCUUCCACAGAGGAAUCUUUCAGGACAGAAAAGGAUGGCAUAGCAUGGAUCACUGAUUGUGCCGUACUCAUACCAAUGAAUUAAUAUAAUCGUGCUUCAUUUUUAUUAUUGAUUUUUAGUUAUAUUGAUUUAUUUUAAGAUUAAGAUUUCUGAGUGAUAUUCAGAUCUUACAAUGUUAUACAUACUUGCAAAAUGAUUGAACUUGAAUUAAAAAAAUGUAGAUAAAAGUUAUGUUUUAAAAAAA
Oncorhynchus mykiss (rainbow trout) is the source of this 5297-nucleotide messenger RNA. It is a transcript of the gene fam241a, whose product is annotated as family with sequence similarity 241 member A. Gene Ontology annotation, cellular component: intracellular membrane-bounded organelle. NCBI's taxonomy places the organism in Eukaryota, Metazoa, Chordata, Actinopteri, Salmoniformes, Salmonidae. The record is from RefSeq and is a predicted model, not a curated record.